Messenger RNA from Vigna angularis (adzuki bean), 1778 nucleotides. RefSeq names its product BAG-associated GRAM protein 1. NCBI's taxonomy places the organism in Eukaryota, Viridiplantae, Streptophyta, Magnoliopsida, Fabales, Fabaceae. The coding region runs from base 356 to 1510 and encodes 384 amino acids. The record is from RefSeq and is a predicted model, not a curated record. The transcript has 14 exons.
CCUCUCUGCUGUGAUUCAUUCUGAAAGCACUUUUCCUUUUUCGUUUUCGCUUUUUCUCACAAGGCAAAUUCUGCAUAUUCUGUAUCUUUUUCCCUUUAGUCUUCAAAUUCUAUAGUUUAUUGUUUGCUAGAAUUGAAAACUGAAUCUGCAUGAUGAAUUAGCUCACCACUUUCAAACAGACUCAUUCCGUUUUCAAUUGCCUAACAUGAUUUUCAUGUAUCUAUUGCCGUGUUUCCUUUCAUCUCCAAUGUGUUUUUCCAUUUCCAAACGUGGUUUUAACUAGUCAAGGUUAUAGCUUUUUGUGUCUUCCAAAACACAUUUUUGUCAAUUGAUAUUGAUGGUGUGAGAAACUGUGAUGAUUUGUUCGUUUGUGAAGAACCAAAAUACUCUUGAGUUCUGCGUAUCUUUGUUGAUGGAACAGCCUAAAGGGGAUUCUGAAACCAGUUCGGGAUACCAGAUAAUGGUAGAACUAUUCGCUGGUAAGGAUCUUGUUGGUACAAAAUUAAUAGGCAAUCCAGAUCCUUAUGCUGUCAUCACGUGUGGCGAUGACGAAAACAGAUUCAGUUCCAUAAUCCGUGGUUCAAGAAAUCCAGUGUGGGGGGAGGAUUUCAAUUUUUAUGUUCAUGAACUUCCCGUCCAGAUCAAUGUAGCAAUUUAUGACUGGAAAAGCUAUUCUGUAAGUGUCCCUCUUGGUUCAGUGACUGUUCCAGUUGAAAGUGAAGGUUCAACUGGUGCAUGGUGGCAUACUUUGGGAAGUCCAUCAGGGCAGAUUACUUUUCGAAUAAAAACACAAGCUUCUGGAAAUGGUUCCAGGAUAAAUGGUUAUGGAGGAGGUAACCCUCAAACAAGGAUGCCACCCCUGGAAACACAUGGGCUCACUGUUGUCCAUCAAAAGCCUGGGCCUCUUCAAACUAUAUUUGGUCUUCAUCCGAACGAGGUUGUUGAUCAUGAACAUACUUGUGCACUAGAUACAUUAUUCUUGUACCACGGUCGUAUGUAUAUCUCAGCAAGGCACAUUUGUUUCUAUUCCACUGUAUUUAAAAUGAAGGUGGUUAUUCCAUUUGAAGAUAUAGGCAAGAUUCAAACGAGUGAACAUUUCCUGAUCAAUCCUGCGAUAGCAAUUGUUCUUCGCCCGGGAGCUGGUGGACGUGGUGUCCCUCCUUUAAAAAGUCGUGAUGAUGAUGAUGGUGGCCUUUGUCAUAAUGUUUCAGCUGCCACGUAUAUGUUUGCAUCAUUUGGGGACAGGGAUCGUGUGCUAAAGGAUCUACAGCGUGCACAAAAGAACUUCAAUGAAAUCUUGGAAGUUGAAAAGGAAAAUGCAGUUCCAGAGCUGUGUGCACAUAGCAGUUCUGUCAGAGGAAGUAAGAUACUGGAUAAGGCUCCUGUGGUAAAGCAUGCCAAAAACGCGGAAAGCUUCAACCUAUUAUCCAAGGAAGUUAUUCCUGGGGUAGCUGAGCUGUUUUCUAACUUGUUCAUUGAUGGUCCAAAUUUCACUGGAAAGAAUAAUUGAGCACGCUAAUAUUGUGGUGUUUGAGAAAGUGCAACAGGCCACAUGACCUGGAUCCUACUCUGAGGUGGGGAAUGCUUUAGAUAUCUUAUCUGGAUAUUCAGCCGUUUUUUUUUCUCUUUUAAUAUGUUUGUGUUCCUGUAAGCUGAUUUGAAUCACUGCAUAUCUAUGAUUUUUAUUAUUCAUUAGUUUAAUAGAGUCACAGAUGAUAUGUGCAGUCAAAAAACUCCUAUUGCUUAUGGUUGAAUGAAUAUGAUUCAUUGUCAUUGAA